GCACCGAGGGAGUAGAGAGAGAAUAUUUCUUCAUUUUCAGAGACUAUAUGCCUGGAUUCAAUGAAACUUUGCUUAUUUGGCCUCUAGCCCUCUCAACUGAGAUAUCACACACGAUGAGGGUGUAACUGGACUGCAGUGAUUGGUCUGGAUUAUUGAUGAGUGGAUUAUUGAGGAGACAGAAUAGCUGAAUAAUUUGGCUGGUGGUGUGAAUAAUAAUUAAGGAUGCAGUGUGGUGUGAUGCUGUGUCUCGUGUUACUGAUGCUGUCCUGUAGAGUGAGAAGCCAGAACAGGAGAAAAAACAGGCAGAAACCUGACAACAAUGGCAUCCAAAAUGAAGUCAAAACUCUCUUUUGUCCUGUGGAGGUGGCUUUCUUGGUGGACAGUUCAGAGAAUGCCAAAAUGCUUUUGUUUCAGAGGCAGAGGGACUUUGUGUUGCGUUUCAGCACCAGGCUGAUGCAGCUGCAGGUACCGGGCUGGCACAUGCGCAUGAGACUUGCCAUCCUCCAGUACAGCAGCACUGUUUCUGUGGAGCACAACUUCAGAGACUGGCAGGAUAUAGAUGUGUUCCAAAGUCGAGUGGACAGUAUGGCCCACAUCGGCCAAGGCACCUACUCGGCCUACGCCAUCUCUAAUGCUACUCAGCUCUUCACCCGUGAGACGGCCGCCAGCAGCUUAAGAGCCAUGCUACUGUUGACGGGUGGGGUGGACCAUCCACGCAGCCCCAGUGCUGUGACUGCAGCCGCAGAGGCUAAAAGCCACAACAUCCGUGUGUUUGCCAUUGGGCUGUCAGGAUCCAUGCGUUAUGAGCAGGGAAAUGGUAGACUGAGGUCCAUCGCCAGUGCACCACCACAGCAGCACCUGUUUAACUUAACUGACCCACAGCUGGACGAUAAGCUCUUCAGGGAACUGAGUGAAAUUGCUAACACAGCUUGCCCACAACCCAAGUCAUGUCUGUGUGAGAAAGGAGAGAGGGGCCUUCCAGGAAAACCAGGUAAACCAGGUGAUCCAGGAUUUGAUGGGCCUCCUGGUCUAAAAGGAUCUAGUGGAAAGCCAGGUUUAAAUGGACGUCCAGGAUUGGAGGGUAUAAGGGGAAGACCAGGAUCUAAAGGAUCAGAGGGGCGGAAAGGAGAGUGUGGCGUCCCAGGGAUAAAAGGAGAUCAAGGCCCAGACGGACCUCCAGGACCACAAGGACCAAGAGGAGAUCAGGGACCAAGUGGCAGCCCUGGUGACUCUGGGCCUGAAGGCCCUGUCGGACCCAAAGGUGAACGAGGACCUAGUGGACCUACAGGACCUGCAGGGGAUCCAGGGGUUGGGUUUCCUGGUGUGAAGGGCGAGAAAGGAGGCCAAGGCAGACCUGGACCUACUGGACCCAUUGGAUUUGGAGAACCAGGAACACCUGGCCCACCGGGACCUCCAGGAGUUCAAGGCAACCAAGGGUUUCCAGGGGAGGGCAUACCAGGACCAAAGGGUGACAGAGGUUUUGAGGGUCCUAAGGGUGUACGUGGUCCUCCAGGCUUAGGUAUCAAGGGUGACAAGGGUAACACAGGGGAACUCGGUUUACCUGGAUUGACUGGGUUUCCAGGACUCGGGAUCCAGGGAGAAAAGGGACACCAGGGGCCUAUAGGACCAUCUGGUCCAAGAGGUCCCCCUGGAGUGGGCAUGGUUGGCCCUAAGGGAGACCAGGGCUUUCCAGGAGAACCUGGACAGCAGGGUGAGAGAGGGAUUGGAGAACCAGGACCAAAGGGGGAGCCUGGACUAGACGGAGCGCCUGGUAUUCCAGGCAUUCCAGGAGAAGAUGGCUCUGUGGGUCAAAAGGGUGAGAGUGGUUUACCUGGUUUUCCAGGUCCAGAGGGUGCGCCAGGGAAAGGAAUGUCCGGCGAGAAGGGGGACCGUGGUGACAGAGGACCUCGGGGUGUACCGGGAAGCUCUGGAGCAUUGGGGCCCCCAGGGUCCAAGGGAGAGCCAGGAAGUUUAGGUAUGAUGGGGUUACCUGGACCUCCGGGCCGAGGAUUACCUGGUUCAAAGGGUGAGCCAGGACCUGCAGGUCCCCUAGGUCCUGUUGGAGAGCCAGGGGUCGGGAGUGCAGGGCCAAAGGGUGACAGAGGAACUCAGGGACCAAUGGGGCCACAGGGAUUGAAGGGCGAGGGUUAUCCUGGGCCACAGGGACUUCCAGGGUUAACUGGGCCACCAGGUGAAGUUGGACCUGAAGGACAAGGAGUUCCUGGACCAAAGGGAGACAGGGGCUCCCCAGGAGUUCCUGGCCCUUCAGGGCCUCCAGGAAUCGGACUGCUGGGACCAAAGGGUGCGGUUGGCCAACCUGGUGCCACUGGUCUUCCAGGCCUUCCUGGAGAGGGUAUCCAGGGUCCCAAGGGAGAGACUGGGUUUCAAGGGGCACCGGGACCUCGAGGGCUUCCUGGAGAUGGCCAGCCAGGAGAGAAGGGUGGCAGAGGCCCAGUGGGUGAGCGUGGGAGAAAAGGAGAUAGAGGAGAACAUGGAGCUCCUGGACAAACAGGACCCAAGGGAAAACCUGGAGAGAAGGGCGAGCCCGGCCUAUUGAGAGAAGAGGUGAUCAGAAUAAUACGGGAAAUAUGCGGAUGUGGUAUCACAUGCCGUACGAGUCCUCUGGAGCUGAUAUUCAUCAUUGACAGCUCAGAGAGUGUUGGUCCUGAGAACUUUGAGGUGAUAAAGGAUUUUGUGAAUGCCCUGAUCGAUCGUGUAUCUGUGAGCCGAGAGGCCACUCGUGUUGGGGUGGUUCUUUACAGUCAUGUGGAAUUGGUGGUGGCCAGCCUACAACAGCUGUCCAACCAGGCCGACAUCAAAGCUGCUGUGCGCAGGAUGCCAUACCUGGGCGAGGGUACCUUCACGGGUAGUGCUAUCCGCCGAGCCACUCAGCUGUUCCAGGCAGCCCGGCCGGGUGUGAGGAAGGUCGCAGUCGUGUUGACGGAUGGACAAGCAGACAAACGGGAUGCAGUGAAGCUGGAGGAGGCUGCAAAGGAAGCUCAUGAUGCUGGGAUUGAAAUCUUUGUGAUUGGCAUCUUGAACAGCAGUGACUCACAGUACACAGAGUUUAAGAAUGAGAUGAACAUUUUAGCCUCUGAUCCUGAUGCAGAAUAUGUCUACUUGAUCAAUGACAUCAUGACACUGCCUACAUUGGAGAGUAAAGUACUGAGUCAGAUCUGCGAGCAUGAUGAUGGAACGCCAUUCAACCCAAAUGGAAAUCCCUUCCCCUCAUUUGUGCCUGUAACCAUACCAGAGAGAACUGAGAGCCCCUUCAGUAAUGAUUUAAGCACAGCGGGGAAAGAGGUUGCACGUCCGACAGAGUUUGAGACCCCUUCUCCACCUCAACCAGAUGAUUAUGAAGACAACAUUGACACCAGUAGGAGAGUCUUUUUUGAUGGGUCUGUCAAUGAGCUCCCUAGGGUAACAGCUGCCCCAUAUGGAGAGAGGCUAAAAUCUCGUUCCUCGAUCUCUGUGGUUGGACCCCAGACCCCCACAAACUGGCGUAAUUUUCCAGAUAUCAGCCCACCUCCACAAACACUACCUCCACCUCCCCCACAGCCCGACAUCACUGUGAGAGAUGUUGGCUGCUUGCAGGAAUUGGACCCUGGACCAUGUAGGGCAUACAUUGUGAGGUGGUAUUAUGACCCGGAGGCCAACGCCUGUGCACAGUUCUGGUACGGUGGUUGCCAAGGCAACAGCAACCGCUUUGAGAUGGAAGAGAUGUGUAUAAACACUUGUGUGCAGACAUAACAUACCCUCAAAAUGAAACACAGUACUUCACUCGUCAGAUUAAAAAAGUUGCAUGUAUUGUAUUAGCUUUUUUUUUAUCAAGUUGGUUCGACAUUGCAAUCAUGCACUAAACAGAUGCAUUUUCAUUUUAGUACAUUGCUCAUGUGAGAAUAAUGAGGGAUCCCACACUGACUGGAGAUCAGAUUUUCCAAUUUAUAUAAUAGUCAACACAUAAUAUAUAUAUAUAUAUAUAUAUAUAUAUAUAUAUAUAUAUAUACACACA
Molecule: messenger RNA, 4012 nt
Organism: Xyrauchen texanus (razorback sucker)
Lineage: Eukaryota; Metazoa; Chordata; Actinopteri; Cypriniformes; Catostomidae
Gene: col28a1a
Product: collagen, type XXVIII, alpha 1a
Exons: 35
Coding region: 223-3750 (1175 amino acids)
Cellular component (GO): basement membrane
Molecular function (GO): serine-type endopeptidase inhibitor activity
Source: RefSeq, a predicted model, not a curated record